Molecule: messenger RNA, 3097 nt
Organism: Tachysurus fulvidraco (yellow catfish)
Lineage: Eukaryota; Metazoa; Chordata; Actinopteri; Siluriformes; Bagridae
Gene: crtc1b
Product: CREB regulated transcription coactivator 1b
Exons: 12
Coding region: 105-1895 (596 amino acids)
Biological process (GO): protein homotetramerization; positive regulation of transcription by RNA polymerase II
Cellular component (GO): nucleus; cytoplasm
Molecular function (GO): cAMP response element binding protein binding
Source: RefSeq, a predicted model, not a curated record
UCAUGAGCGACUGACUUCAAAGCCCAAAAUCCUCCGCGCGGUGACGCGGCGACGGCGCCCGCACACGUCUGGCGCAAAAGGUCUGUUUUGGAGAAGAACGGAAGAUGGCGACCUCAAACAAUCCGCGAAAAUUCAGCGAGAAGAUCGCGCUGCACAAUCAAAAGCAGGCGGAGGAGACGGCGGCGUUUGAAGAAGUCAUGAAAGACCUGAGCAUUACUCGAGCCGCACGGCUGCAGUUACAGAAGACCCAGUAUUUGCAACUGGGCCAGAAUCGUGCUCAGGGCUAUGGAGGUUCACUGCCCAAUGUCAAUCAGAUUGGAAAUAGCAACACUGACCUGCCUUUUCAGACUACAGUUUUGGAUACUAGUCGAACCACUCGGCACCACGGCUUGGUGGACCGCGUGUAUCGGGACAGAAAUCGGAUCACCUCCCCACAUCGCAGGCCUCUCUCGGUGGAUAAACACGGCCGCCAGAUCGACAGCUGUCCUUAUGGCUCAGUGUAUCUGUCACCUCCCCCGGACACCAGCUGGAGGAGGACCAAUUCUGACUCUGCGCUACAUCAGAGUGCCAUGAAUCCUGCUCAACAAGACACUUUUGUUGGAGGAUCUCAAGAACUCCAGCCAAAACGAGUCGUCUUGCUCACACCCCCAGAUACAGAGGAGCCCGAAACAGAAAUGGAAAAAGACGAUCAGAAGGCAUCACUACAUUCUCAAUCACAUGAUGUUCCAGGGAUUAACAUAUUCCCAUCCCCCGAUCAAGAAGUCAACGCCACGUUGAUGCCGGCCGCGCACAGCACGGGUGGCUCCUUGCCCGACCUCACCAACAUCCAGUUCCCCCCUCCUCUGCCCACUCCUCUGGACCCAGAUGACUCAGUCACCUUUCCGGCCCCUAGCACCUCCAGCAGCACAGGCAACCUGAGCACCAACCUCACCCACCUGGGCAUCAGUGCCGCCAGCCAUGUGGCUGCCUCCAACCCUUCACCUUCCGGCGCUGCACUCUCACUCAACAUAGAUGCCCAACAGCAGCAGUCAUGCCCACAGCAGCUCUCACCUACUCUCUCCCCAACCCUCUCUACACAGAUGCCCAUUUCUCAGGUUAUCACCGAUCCAAUCGCGAUGGACACCAUGUCUCUGGAGCAGCAGUUGUCGCAGUACUCGCUGCUCAGCCUGCUGAGCGAUUUGCAGAAGCAGCAGCAGACGCUACCGCAGAAUAUCCGCCUUAUCCAGCUGCCACCCAUCACCGUCAGCUCCGCCUCCAGCCAGGUCCAGACCUCCUUGUCCAGCCAAUCGCCAACUGCAACAAGCGCGCCAGUCAGCACGCAGUAUCGCAAUCAGACUGGCUCUCCAGCCAACCAGUCUCCAACCUCGCCAGUCUCCAACCAGGGCUUCUCGCCUGGAGGCUCGCCUCAACACAUCCCAGUGGUGGGGAGUAUUUUUGGAGAUUCGUUCUACGAGCACCAGAUGGCGUCCAGACAGACCAACGCUCUUUCCCACCAGCUCGAGCAGUUCAACAUGAACAUGAUUGAGAACCCGAGCAGUUCAAACAGCUUGUACAGUCCGUGCUCCACGCUCAACUACACACAGGCAGCCAUGAUGGGUUUAACUGGGAGCCAUGGCAGCUUGCAUGACACCCAGCAACUGGGCUACAGUAACCAUGGCAACAUUCCCAACAUUAUCCUAACAGUCACAGGCGAGUCGCCACCGAGUCUCUCCAAGGAGCUGAGUAACUCGCUGGCUGGCGUGGGAGAUGUCAGCUUUGACGCGGACUCUCAGUUCCCACUGGAUGAGCUAAAGAUCGACCCGUUGACCCUGGAUGGGCUGCACAUGCUUAACGACCCAGACAUUGUGCUGGCCGACCCAGCCACCGAGGAUACGUUCCGCAUGGACCGCCUGUAAAACAAGCGAACUGAAGAAAAAAAGAAGACGUACAGUAAAGAAGCUCUCUGAUCAGGAGGAGGCUGAAGACUUGCUCAUUGUGCAGCUGCAUGGCCACCCGGUUUUAUCAUUGCGCCUGCGGCCCUCGCUGCCCCUCCCCCUCAUGGCAUCUACAAUAGCAUGCUGCCAACAUCAAUGCCAACGUCCGGGGAAAGGAGGCACUCAAGCACAUAGGCGGACGUGGCACUGCUAUAUCCACGCUGGCUAGUUUCGCGAGGCGGCUUGUUCUGAACCACGCCCGUUGUGCAAGUGUCUCUAUACCCCUCUUUAGGCCGACAUGUUGAGUUGCAUUUCUUGUUUUUUUUUUUUGUUUGUUUGUUUAGUUUGUUCAAUCUCAUGUUUCCUUCAUGUGGGGUGAUUUUUUCAUGUCAUUUUGUGUUUAAGUGUUUAUUAGGUUUUUAUUUUGUGUGUGAGGGCGCGUGUGUGCGCGUGCGUGUGUGUGUGCGUGUGCGUGUUGAACCUUAAUAUUGAACCUCCUGACCAAGAUGACUUUUCCCUCCCUCCAUAAGUCUUUAUUUUUACAUCCCUUUACCGUUCGAGUUUUCUUUAGUACUUUGUGUGGAUUUGUUUAUUUAUGUACGUGUUUGUGUUUACGUUCAUAUAUUUUACAGAUGAAUUGUUUACGUAAAGAUACCAUGUGUCUUUUUAGACUGUGCGUUCUGUGUGUUUAAAUCUAUAUAUUUAAAUUUUUAAUUAUUUAUUGAACCCUUUUAUUUAAUACUAAGGAGUACUACUCCCCCCCAUUCUACUUUUUAUGGGUUUGGAAGCGCAGGCAAUUUGUGCUACUGUACGUAAUUUAUUAUCGCUAAAACACUAAAAACUACCAUCCUUUAAAACAGUCGAUCUGCUCUGCUUUUUUCUCCCGAAACAUUAAGGUGGCCGUCCGUGUGCCAGCAUCGUUAUUUUUUUACACGUUUGCCGACGUUUCCGCAGGUUUAAUUGUAAGUGUCAAACUAUUUUUCAUAUCAGUAUUGUAGUGUCUAAAAAGCUACACAUGUGCGUUUUACUUGUCGCUUCUUCAGCUGCAAAUCGAAACCGUUAGUGACGUCUUUGACUCGUGUUUGGCAUUAAAAGCCCGUCGUCAUGCAGGGCCCGAAUGGUUAAAAACGGAAGAAAAAGGAGGAAAAAGUAAAAAAAAAAAGAAAAAAAAGAAAAAGAAAGUU